UUGUUUUGUGAAUGCGAGGAGGGGAAUAUUUUUACAAAUCUGCUCCGUUACACGAAAAAAGAAAAGAUUAUUAUUAUUUAAUUAUUUUCGGCAGCCGCCAGCAGCAACAACAAAAGCCGCAACGUUUAUUAAGAUUUACUGGAUUAAAAAAGGAAGAAGAAAAAAGAGAAAAUAAUUCUAAAUUGUCAUCGUCGCCUUUAUUUAUUGGCGACAAUCUUCAAAAUACAACAACGCCGAGAACAACUUCAACCCCCCACACAACUUCCCCUCCUUCCCCUUCUUCUUCUACAACAACAAACACCCCUUCCUCUACCCCUUUAUCUGCUAAUAAAAAAUCUUCUUUAAAUUUCCGGCAAAGAUGGCCACACAAAUUUACUUCUUUAAGUUUAUUUGGAAGCGGAAAUAAAUCGAGAAAAACAUCAAAUAAUUUAACAGAAAAUAAUAAAGAAAAAAAUUCUAGUAAUUUAAAUAAUUUAAACGAUUCUACAGCAAAACAUCGGUCAUUACCUCCACCUUCAACUGUAUUAAGGGAAGCUACACCAAUUGAAGAUAUUACAUGUGAAGGAAGAAAAAAUGAUGAAGAAGAGGAGGAGAGAGGGGAGGAAGAAAAAGGAAAAUCAGAAUUAAUUUGUUGUUCUUCAGAAGAAAUCCCUUCCCCUUCCCCUUCCUCACAACAACAACCAACAGCAACAAUUAAUACUUCACUUAAAGAAGAAGAAGAGUCAUCUCUUUCUUCACCUCCUUCCCAACAACAACAAAAUACCUCUCAACAACAACAAAAACCUUCAGAAUUUAGUCCAAUCUCUCAAAGAGUUCCUCCCCCUCAAAGAGCAUUUUUUGGUGGAAGAUGGCCAACAAGUGGAGGGAAUACUUCUUGGUAUUGUGAAUCACCUAGACAACAUUCUGGCUCUUUAAUGAGAAGUAGAUUACAGCCAUCUGUUUCCGGUGGUUUUCCUCAACAGUCAAUGCUUCAAGUCAGAAGAGAAAGUUUUUUGUAUAGAGGAGGGGGAGGGGAUGAUACAACAACAACAAAUAAUUCUUCACCUUUUUAUGGAAAUAGAUUUGGGGGAGGAGGGAGAACAACAGAUGAUACAACAUCUUUGGCUAGACCGGCAUCUAGAGCUAGUUCUGUUACGAGUAGUGAACAGCAUAAUGACUCAUUUGAUAUUGUCACACCUUUUGCUCAGUUAUUAUCUUCUUUACACAAUGUCCGUGCUAAUCUUAUUGCAAUUGCACAAAUUCCCCAACCAGAAGGCCAACAACAACAAUCCCAGCCCCAACAAAGGCAUAGUGGAAGGCGUAGUGGAGGGCAGACAUCUUUAUUGGUUUGGCCUCCCGGAGGUUCUCCUUUACCCGAAACUGUCCAGCAAUGUGGACAAGAAACACUUGAAGAAUUGGAUUGGUGUUUAGAGCAAUUGGAGACUAUUCAAGUAUAUCGUUCUGUGACAGAAAUGGCUUCUUCUAAAUUUCGAAAAUUAUUAAAUAGAGAAUUGACUCAUUUCGCAGAAAGUUCAAAAUCUGGACCUCAAAUUAGUCGAUUUCUACUUAACACUUAUAUGGAACAAGAAGAGGCACAGGAAGAGGGUCAAAAAAUGGAACAAAAGCCAAGUACUUCUUCAAUUCCUUCCAAACCCCUACCUCCAAUGGUUGCUGUCGCUGGACAUGCUUCUUUAUUUAAUAAAGCCAAAACGGCAGCAAUGUCCAGAAUUUCUGGAGUUCAAAGACUAAGAAGUAGCCAAUUUGGACCUCACCAUGGAUGCCCUCCCGAAUUUGGAGUUCCCUGCAAAAAAGAAAUUGAAGUUUAUAUGCAAAGGAUAAAUGAUUGGGGAGUUAAUAUCUUCAAAAUGCAUGAGUUAUCAAAACAACAUUCACUAACAUCAGUUACCUACACUUUAUUGAGAGAAAGGAAAAUGUUAUUUAAAUUUGAAAUUCCUGCAAGCACUUUAGUUAAUUAUUUACUACAUUUAGAACAUCAUUAUCGUAGUAAUCCAUAUCAUAAUCAAAUACAUGGAGCUGAUGUUGCACAAUCUAUAAGCGUGCUAAUUUCCUCACCAGCAUUAGAAGGUGUUUUCUCAGAUUUGGAAGUUUUGGCAGCUAUUUUUGCUUCAGCAAUCCACGAUGUUGAUCACCCAGGCUUUACUAACCAAUAUUUAAUUAACACACAAAGUGAACUGGCAAUUAUGUAUAAUGAUGAAUCUGUGCUUGAACAGCAUCAUUUGGCUGUAGCUUUUAAAUUACUUCAAGACAGGGAUUGCGACUUUUUGCAGGGACUUACAAGAAAACAAAGUCAAAGUUUUAGAAAAAUGGUGAUAGAAAUGGUGUUAGCUACUGAUAUGUCCAAACAUAUGAGUUUAUUGGCUGAUUUAAAAACAAUGGUUGAGGCUAAAAAAGUUUCGGGAACAGAUACUCUUUUAGACAAAUAUCAAGACAGAAUACAGGUUCUUCGUUCUGCUAUUCAUUUAGCUGAUUUAUCAAAUCCUGCAAAGCCAAUUGAUAUUUAUAGGCAGUGGAAUGAAAGAAUUUUGGAAGAAUAUUGGAGACAGGGAGACAGAGAAAAACAACUUGGACUUGAAGUCAGUCCAAUGUGUGAUAGAGGUAAUGUAACUGUAGAAAAAUCUCAAGUUGGAUUUAUUGACUAUAUUGUCCACCCAUUAUUUGAAACUUGGGCAGAAUUAGUACAUCCAGAUGCUAAUUCAAUAUUGGAUCAAUUGGAAGAAAAUAGACAAUGGUAUUUAGCUAGAAUGGAAGAAGAAGAAGAGGAGGGAGAAAAUGGGGGAGGAGAAGGAGGAGAAGAAAAAAUAAUUUUAAAAGAAAAGCCUCCAUUACCUCAACAACAACAACCAUUUUUUCUAAGUAAAGAAAGAGCAGCAAUGAGACAAACACAACCACCAGAAAGUUGUUUUAGUUCAAUUAGUAGAAGUUCAAGUAAAAUAUCUAAUCCUCCACGUCCACGUGCUGCAACUACAACUGCUGUUAUAUUACCCGAAACUGCUGAUAUUAAUAUUAGUGAUCAAAGGCAUUAA
Messenger RNA from Meloidogyne enterolobii, 3023 nucleotides. The record is from the annotation of a GenBank genome assembly. Lineage: Eukaryota; Metazoa; Nematoda; Chromadorea; Rhabditida; Meloidogynidae.